Molecule: messenger RNA, 1498 nt
Organism: Pelobates fuscus (common spadefoot toad)
Lineage: Eukaryota; Metazoa; Chordata; Amphibia; Anura; Pelobatidae
Gene: CCNY
Product: cyclin Y
Exons: 10
Coding region: 267-1292 (341 amino acids)
Biological process (GO): regulation of canonical Wnt signaling pathway; regulation of cyclin-dependent protein serine/threonine kinase activity
Cellular component (GO): plasma membrane; cytoplasmic cyclin-dependent protein kinase holoenzyme complex
Molecular function (GO): cyclin-dependent protein serine/threonine kinase activator activity; protein kinase binding
Source: RefSeq, a predicted model, not a curated record
GCUUCCUGUUUGCCUCCCACUCAGUGCAGCAGGAAUUAGCAUAGUAGUGGGAGCAGUCCCAGGGUAGUCCAUGCUGGCUGGGAGUCCCUGCAGCCCCCCCACCCCUGUGACCCGGAACCUGUCUGCAGCCCCGGGCUGGGAGCUCCUGGGGGAGACCUUUAACCAGCAUGCCUGGCUGACCCCCUCCCCGGCCAUGGCGAGCUGGUCCUGUUAGUACAUCCCGCCGGGUGGAUUGUAGGAGCGGCUGGCAGAGCGGGGGGAGCAGGAUGGGGAACAGCACAUCAUGCUGCGUGUCCUCCAGCCCCAAAAUCAGGAGGAAUGCCCACUCCAGGCUGGAGAGCUACCGGCCCGAGCAGGACCUGAGCAGGGAGGACACCGGCUGCAACCUGCAGCACAUCAGCGACCGGGAGUACAUCGACGAUAUGAAUAUGGACUUUAACCCCUCAGAUCACCCACGGGCGAGCACAAUGUUCCUCAGCAAAUCCCAAACUGAUGUGAGAGAAAAACGAAAGAGUCUUUAUAUAAAUCACCAUCCACCAGGACAACUCAGAAGGAAGUACAGUUCCUGUUCUACUAUUUUCCUUGAUGACAGCACAGUCAGUCAACCGAACCUCAAGUACACGAUUAAGUGCGUAGCACUUGCAGUAUAUUAUCACAUAAAAAACAGAGAUGGCGAUGGGAGAUUGCUUUUAGAUAUCUUUGAUGAAAAACUUCACCCUCUUUCUAAAUCAGAAAUACCCACUGACUAUGAAAAGCAUGACCCAGAACAGAAACACAUUUAUCGUUUUGUUCGUACUCUUUUCAAUGCUGCCCAGCUGACAGCAGAAUGUGCCAUCGUGACGUUGGUAUACCUAGAAAGGCUCUUGACGUAUGCAGAGAUUGACAUAUGUCCUGCUAACUGGAAACGGAUCGUGUUGGGAGCGAUUCUACUUGCAUCCAAGGUUUGGGAUGACCAGGCAGUGUGGAAUGUGGACUAUUGCCAGAUUCUAAAAGACAUUUCCGUGGAAGACAUGAAUGAGCUGGAGCGUCAGUUCUUGGAAUUACUGCAAUUCAACAUCAACGUUCCUUCCAGUGUGUAUGCCAAGUAUUACUUUGAUUUACGGUCACUGGCAGAAGGCAAUAAUCUGAGCUUUCCGCUGGAGCCUCUGAACCGUGAUCGGGCGUGCAAACUUGAGGCCAUUUCUCGCUUGUGUGAGGAUAAAUACAAGGACUUCCGAAAAUCAGCCAAGAGACGUUCUGUGAGCCUUGAUAACCUGACUGUGGUUCGAUGGUCCCCGGCCAUCCUAUCUUAACAGUGACUUCUGCCGGACCCUUCAAAGACUCAUAUACUGUUUUGUCCAAAUAUUCUUUUGUCUUGGGGAAAGAAGACGUUAUUGAACUCUUUGAAAGCCUCCUUCACAGUGCCUCCCUGUCACAAGGAUGGGAAAUAUCAGUCACUUUCUGGAAUUGUUAUUUCAGCCAUUCCGUUUUUCUGUUUUUUUUUUUCCCCCCUAUUGCU